AUGCUCGGAUCUGCGAUGAAAAAGAACACCAGUCCUCAUGUCCUGGAAUGGGUCGCCAAGUUGAAGGCUUCCAUCCCGGUUGUCUCGUUAUCGCCCUGGAUUCGCCGCGUUGCUUCAAGAGUGCCUUUGAUCUUUACUUCCAUUUUCGUUCUUUCUUUGCUCUGCGUCUCUUCGAUUUACUCAUCGAUGCAAUUUGCAUCUACAUUGAGAGCCAUUUCACUUAAUAUGGACACCCUUUCUGUAAAUAUGAGUCCAGAAGAAAGCGGAACCUCGAAGUUAUUCUCUGGUUCGACUUCAACCGGGCACCAGCCUUUGAAUGUAACCUUCAAUGCACCAAACGGCGUAUCAGAGGACAUUCCAAGAUUUAUACACCGGAUGUGGAGAGAUUUGGACUCCAAUACACCAGCUGAAUGGAUAAAUGCCAGCAAGUCCUGUCAGGAGCAAAACCCUUCUUACGUACAAUAUGUCUGGACGGAUGAGACAGCCCAUCAGUUCAUAGAAUCCUACUUCGCAUGGUUUCUCUCAGCAUAUACGGAGUAUCGACUGCCACUGCAACGGGUCGAUGCAUUGCGAUAUUUUCUACUUUGGCAUUAUGGAGGUGUUUACUUGGAUCCAGAGAUCGGGUGCCAACUGCCUAUGGAGCCUCUUCUGCACGGCACUGAGGCCAUUUUGCCUGAAAGCUGGCCAUACGGAGUCAGCCAACAGUGGAUUGCAAGCAAGCCUCAACAUCCCUUUGUGAUUAAUGUCGCGCUCAGUUUUCAUAAUAUCCGCGGCUAUGGCUCAUUACUGUCAGAAUAUGUGACGGCCAUGCUUGAUACAGGUUCCAUUCACAUCAGCCGUAUUCUUGCCAAGUGGCUUCGCUCCUCGAGGAAUUGCUCGGAUAUUAAUAUUUUGCCACGCGAGAUGUUUCUGGGCACGGAAGAUUCCAUCUUCAUGAUGUUUGAAUCUCGUGUGCCACGAGGUGACGAGUUUUCCGUGUCACAACUUGUGUUUGGAAAUCCUUUGGGGUGGUGUGGAGCGGCAAUAGCGCUUGUUAUGAUGGCUACUGUGAUCUUUGGUCUCCGCACGAGUCCCAGAAGACUCUGCGAUCGGACCUCUACAAGCCUCAUGGUUUAA
Messenger RNA from Penicillium odoratum, 1116 nucleotides. Its product is annotated as glycosyltransferase family 32 protein. Gene Ontology annotation, biological process: mannosyl-inositol phosphorylceramide biosynthetic process. The transcript has a single exon. NCBI's taxonomy places the organism in Eukaryota, Fungi, Ascomycota, Eurotiomycetes, Eurotiales, Aspergillaceae. Gene Ontology annotation, molecular function: mannosyltransferase activity. The coding region runs from base 1 to 1116 and encodes 371 amino acids. The record is from RefSeq and is a predicted model, not a curated record.